Molecule: messenger RNA, 1696 nt
Organism: Phaedon cochleariae (mustard beetle)
Lineage: Eukaryota; Metazoa; Arthropoda; Insecta; Coleoptera; Chrysomelidae
Source: the annotation of a GenBank genome assembly
AAAUUCGUAUUUGUCUUGACACUACUCUGUUACAAUUGGUGACGUUGGCAAUCAAAUAUCUUCCUACUGCUUGAAAGUUUUGCUAAACGUCACUCGCAAAAUUAUUAGCCAUCAAGCUGUUGUACACAAUCACCGAAUAUUUCCAGCAAAAUAGUAUCACUUGUGAUCUAUUACAUAUGAAAACAAUACAAGAGAACAACGUAUUUUUAUUCAUUUUUCGUUAUUAUCGCGAAUCUCAAUUUUUUUCUUUGAACUAUUAUCUCAACGAUGAAUAAUGUCAUUCAACAAAGCAAUAAAUUUAAAACGGAAUUGAACAAAUCAGCUAGCAUUACUUAUUCAAAGGUCUAGCUUGUUUGAAGAUAAUAAAAUUGGCACUAUCACCAAAUUUACUCUACAUACAAAAUUAAAUGCCAUCCAAGAUAACCAAAACCGCGUUUAGAAUCGCAAUAAUUUAUGUGGAUCCUGCCCUGAAUACAUAAAACGAGUAUUUAAACCCUUGCCGAAACCGCAGUCAAAUCAGUGCAACAUUGUUGACUACCUCCAAAAUGCUAUACAGCGCGUUACUCUGUCCCUUGUCAAUUCUCCCUAUCCUGUCGCUGAGUUUCCCGCUGGAAGAAAAUGGUGUUGACGGAGGCCCAAUCGCCAUUCCCAUCUUUGGUAUGAGCGAACGUGCGUUCAAAGAACCCGAUCCAGAAGUGGGGAAACGUCUGGAGAAGUGGACCGAGACCAGCGAUGUGAAUCCAGAGGAGUACGGGGAAUAUUUGGAAGGGGAUAUUCUGAUGCCAUCGGUGUCGAGAAAUGGUUUGGUGGCUGAGACGUAUCGGUGGAAGAACGGGGAGAUUCCCUAUGAAAUAGCCGGGGCUUUUCCUCCAGACAGUCUCAGUAUGAUUCACAGAGCCAUGGAUUUAUAUAAGAAGUACACUUGUGUUAGUUUCCGGAAGAGGCUUCCCACAGACGAAAGCUACAUUUCGAUCACCAACACGAAGACAGGGUGUUGGUCGAGCGUGGGCCGCGUCGGGGGCAAACAGGAGCUGAAUUUGCAGAGUCCCUCGUGCACGACCAAGUUGGGCACCCCUGUGCACGAGCUGAUGCACGCCGCUGGAUUCCUGCACGAGCAGAACCGGAAUGAGAGGGACGAUUUCGUGUCGAUCAUAUGGGGGAACAUACAGAGUGGUCACGAACGCAAUUUUGACAAGGCAGAAAAGGGCACCGCACAAGGAUAUGGAGUGAACUACGACUUCAAAUCGGUGAUGCAUUAUUCUAGCACUGCGUUUUCUACAAAUGGUCAGCCAACAAUUGUCUCAAAGGAUCCCAAAUAUUCGGAGAAGAUGGGCCAGAGGGAUGGCUUCAGUAAGGGUGACAUCACCAAGAUAAACGCCAUGUAUAACUGUCCUGAGAAGACUGCGGCUGUUACUAACGGUGGUGCAACAGGUACGGGAGGAGAGGGGGGGAAACCUAGUGGGGAGAAGGAUGGAUCGAGCAACCCCUUCAUGCAGGCAGCUAGUCAUUUGUUAUCACUAUUCAUAAACAAAAAGAAAUGAGGAUAAUGAUGAAAAUGAAUAAUUGGUAAUGAUGUGUUUGUGUCUGCUUAUUUAUUUUUAAUUUAUUUGUAUUGUGUACCUGCUUUUUGAAUAAAUAAACUGAGAAUGAACUGUUUCGAAAUAUUGGAAAAUAUUGAAACACUUUUAGAAAUUGA